Messenger RNA from Hypoxylon fragiforme, 711 nucleotides. RefSeq names its product ESCRT-1 complex, Vps28 subunit. Gene Ontology annotation, cellular component: ESCRT I complex. The coding region runs from base 1 to 711 and encodes 236 amino acids. The record is from RefSeq and is a predicted model, not a curated record. The transcript has 3 exons. Gene Ontology annotation, molecular function: protein-containing complex binding. Gene Ontology annotation, biological process: protein transport to vacuole involved in ubiquitin-dependent protein catabolic process via the multivesicular body sorting pathway. Lineage: Eukaryota; Fungi; Ascomycota; Sordariomycetes; Xylariales; Hypoxylaceae.
AUGAACCCAAGGCAGGCCUAUGCGCCAACACCUCAUAGCUAUGUGCCUAAUACGACUCUCUCAGCCACAAUUAAUCUAGAUCAGGAGGUAAAGCUAGCAGACACACGUGCCGAGAGAGACCUACAAGACUCUCUCGCCGAGAUCUUCUCUAUCAUCGUUACUUUGGAUGAACUGGAAAGGGCAUUUCUUAAAGAUGCCAUUCCCGAAGCAGACUACACAGAGAUCUGUGAACGAUCUCUAAAGCAAUACAAGUCUAUCUUAGCGGAUGAAACCGUAGCUAAAGCAUUUGUGGGUUUAGAAGAGUUCAAGGCCGAGUGGGAUCUUGAAGUCCCGAGAGCAACAGAACGAAUUAGGGUGGGAAUGCCAUCAACUGCGGUCACUGCUUCUACUGGCGCCACUCAAUCAUCUGGUUCGACGAGCAAUAAAUCUGGGGCUCUCAUUCUUGAAGCGACCCAAGAUUUCAUUACUUUCUUAGAUGCCCUACGUCUUGGUCUUUUGGCAAAGGAUCAACUUCACCCUCUUCUAACCGAUGUCAUCCAAAGCGUCAACAAAGUUACCGACCGAGACUUUGAGAAUCGCGGCAAAAUUGUCCAAUGGCUGAUUACACUGAAUCAGAUGAAGGCGACCGAAGAAUUGAGCGAACAGCAAGCAAGAGAACUUGAACUGGAUAUCAAUUCUGCGUACUUAGGAUUCAAGAACACGCUUAACUGA